AUGCCUCCGAGCCUAGAGCGCCGCAACAAUGACUGUCAAUGCGCCGUCGCGACCGGAAAGCCGAGUGUGCGAGCCGCGAACGCCCUACCCUGCAGGAACAAGUCGCCGCAGGGCGAGACCGGCUCGCCGAAGUCGUCCUUGGAGCGCCGCGAGCAGACGCCCCUGCCCGUGGUGCUGGUGCUGUUCGCGGCUUCGACGUUCACUGAUGUCAGCAAGAUGGUGUGCAGCUACUCGCUGCGCUAUCAUAACCACGGUUCGUACCCGAUGAACCAGUCGCUGAUGGUGGCGCUGACCGAGGCCCUCAAGUGCGUUCUCGUGACCGUCAUGCACGUGGCCACGAGUGGAUCUCUGCGCAUGCGCCCUUCGUACAAGUUCCUGCUGCCCUCGGUCAUCUACAUGCUCACGAACAACAUAUUCUUCUACGCGCUGCACUACGUCACGCCCGCCGUCUGGCUCGUGUUCGUCCAGUGCAGGAUCUUCCUCACGCUGUUCGUCUACAAGUACCCGUUCGGAAGGCACGUCACCCGUGCGCAGUGGACCGCUGGUGCGCUCAUUGCGGCCGCCGUGGUGGGAAGCCAGGCAGACGUGCUGGCCGGCCAUGCACACUCCUCGUCAGUAGUAACAGCACUGGCUCUGGCACUUCUCUGCGGGACUCUCUCCACUAUGGUGGCCGUCUACACGGAGUACUACUUCAAGAACGACAGCCGCUCCAUCUGGGAACAGCAGUGCCAGAUCUACUUCGGCACGGCCGUGAUCUCCAGCAUUGCACCACUGUUCUCCGCGGAGGCACUCAUCAGCGCAGACGACCUGACCGGCCACGUGCUGCAUUUCCUGAUCGCCACCAUAGCGUUCAGCGCCACCAACGGCCUCUGCGUUGCGCUGGUCGUGACGCGGCUCGACAACGUGGUCAAGUACCACGUGUCCGCCACUUCCAGCGUGCUCAACACGUUCGCCUCGGCCGCGCUGUUCCCGGACCAGUUCCGCAUCACGCCCGCGUACGUCGUCUCGCUGCUCGUGCUCAUGGUGGCCAUCUACCUUUACGAGAAGAAGAGCUUCGUGUUGCCAGACUUCGUGUUCCGGUGGUUCGACGAUGGCACGAGGCGUGACGACCAGACGCUAGCGCCGGCGGCGGGAGACGAGUCCGGGGAAAGGGCCGAUGACGACGAGAAGGCGCCGCUCGUUUGAUCGGGACGAGUUCAACGACGCAUGCGCGUGGUGCGAUGACUAUGUGUGUUUGCCUGUAGUACUAUAGUGUUCUGUGGCAGUGAUGAACUAUUAUGAUUCAUUCGUGAGAUUGCUUGGCCUUGUGGUGCUGAAUGACUGUUCACUGGCGCAUUCUAUCUUAUUAAAAAUAACACAGCGGUACGCUUACCGGCUAGCCCUAGCCAU
Messenger RNA from Rhipicephalus microplus (southern cattle tick), 1389 nucleotides. RefSeq names its product CMP-sialic acid transporter. Gene Ontology annotation, molecular function: pyrimidine nucleotide-sugar transmembrane transporter activity. Gene Ontology annotation, biological process: pyrimidine nucleotide-sugar transmembrane transport. Lineage: Eukaryota; Metazoa; Arthropoda; Arachnida; Ixodida; Ixodidae. The record is from RefSeq and is a predicted model, not a curated record. Gene Ontology annotation, cellular component: Golgi membrane.